UAAUCGAUAUUUAUAUAUAGAGAUUAUAUCUUUUCAUGAAAUGGUCUUCAGAAAUCACUUUCAGUGGAGUCCAAAUUCCACAAAAAGAAAUAAUAUUUUCUCCCCAAAGUCAGGUCAUUUCACAGGGUUGAAGUUUCUACUGAAAUCUUAGCUUUGGAUGAAGUCGUCGGUUGAAGCUUCAACGGAAAUCGCUUCUUUGACCAUUCCAUUUUCUGUUAUAAAUAUUAAUAUUACUUCAUCAAAGUUCACUCCAGCAGCAAGUUCUUCAAUCUCCCAAUUGUUCUAUAAAUCUUUAAUCUUGUUGUCCAAUGGCACCGUGCAACAAACCUGUAAUCGUUACAUUUAUAUUGAUGGUAAUAUGUUUCACAUUGAGCAACGGUGCUAACACCGAUAUCAGUUGCCUGAAAGCCUUUAAAGAUUCAAUGGAAGACCCCGAAAACGUCUUUGCUACAUGGGAUUUUAGUAACAAUAUCACAGGGAACAUUUGCAGAUUUAUGGGCGUCGAAUGCUGGCAUCCUGACGAGGACAGGGUCUUAAAUAUCAACCUCUCCAACACAGGACUCAAGGGUGAGUUACCCCUGGGACUUGCAAGUUGUACCUCGAUGACGGGAUUAGACCUUUCGGGAAACCGCUUAUUUGGGAAUCUUCCAUACAACAUAUCCGAGAUGUUACCUUAUUUAACAUCUCUUGAUCUAUCCUCAAACAAUUUCUCGGGACAAAUUCCUCGGAACCUUGCCAACUGUUCGUUCCUUAAUGUCCUCAAACUUGCUAACAAUCGGUUUUCGGGUCAAAUUCCUGUAGAAUUAGGGAUGCUUGUUCGUAUUAAGGAGUUUAACGUUGCAAACAAUAGCUUAUAUGGACAGGUUCCAGUUUUUAAAAAUGUUAACGUAUCAGCAGCGAGUUAUGCAGGUAACCCGGGGUUAUGCGGGGGUCCUUUGCCUCGUUGUCAAGGACCCGUCAACAAAACCGGGAUGUAAACUGGUUUUUAUUGGUUCAAGAUAUAUAGUAUCGUUAUCGAAGAUUGUCUUUAAGAACUUAUGUUGUUGAGUCGAGAUGUAUGAUGUUAAUUGAAGCUGUAUUUUAUGUAACGAAAAGUUAUAUCUUACCCUAAUUAUUAAA
This is a messenger RNA of Helianthus annuus (common sunflower), 1119 nucleotides long. RefSeq names its product inactive LRR receptor-like serine/threonine-protein kinase BIR2. Gene Ontology annotation, molecular function: protein binding. Bases 309 to 977 code for a protein of 222 amino acids. The record is from RefSeq and is a predicted model, not a curated record. NCBI's taxonomy places the organism in Eukaryota, Viridiplantae, Streptophyta, Magnoliopsida, Asterales, Asteraceae. The transcript is spliced from 2 exons.